Rubroshorea leprosula is the source of this 978-nucleotide messenger RNA. Lineage: Eukaryota; Viridiplantae; Streptophyta; Magnoliopsida; Malvales; Dipterocarpaceae. The record is from the annotation of a GenBank genome assembly.
CUUUUAUUCUCAGCCUCUUAUUUCACCUUAUUAGUGGUAUCAGAGCUUUUUCUCAAACGAGCACUACCAAUGGCCAGUGAAUCCUCUACAGCCAUCACCUCUCCUCAUAUUCCCACCAAUGCCGUUAUCCCCAUUGGACAAAAUACCAUCAUCACCUUUAAUGUUGUUGUUCAUUUUCCUCUCAAACUUACUCCCAACAACUAUCUGUCUUGGUGGGCACAAUUUCUAUAUAUUCUUACCAUCUACAAAUUAAUUGGCUUUCUUAAUGGAUCCAAACCUUGCCCAUCAGCACCAACCGAAGAGGUUACUAACUCGCCCUUUGAACUCUGGAUUCGCAAGGAUCAAUCAAUUCGGCAUGCUAUCCUCAUGUUGAUUUCAGAACGGAUUGCUUCCUACAUAUCUAUUGUCAAGACCUCACAGCAAGCCUGGAAAAUCUUGGCCAAUCUCUAUGCUAACCACUUAAGAUCUGGAAUUUUACACUCAAGGAGUGGCUCCCAAAUACUUGUUGUGAUGGCCACACCGUCAUUGAUGCUAACCACUCAAGAUCCAGAAUUUUACACUUAAGGAGUGGCUCCAAAAUACCCGUUGUGAUGGCCACAUCGUCAUUGAAUUUCUUCAUCAACUCAAGUGGGGGUUAAACACUAGUAAUUUCUGUAGCCUGUCAGUGGGAGGUUUAUAACACUGGCCGUGACCUAUAGAGGAGACGUCUAUUUCGUUCCCGUACUGUAUCCAUUUUGCGUGAUUGCACUUGUUGGUAUGCUUUAAGUUUGAUAAGGGGCACUCCAUAUUUACUUACUGAGUUUAUCUCAUAGUUUUCCUUGUCCACCAUUUCAGGAAGUGAAACUGAGGACGGGGAAACCACGGGAAGUGACGAGUUAGAAAGCUAGCCCUUUUCGAGAUUGAUAUAGAUUUUUAGAUAUGAAUCAUGAUCUUGUAUUUGAAGAUUUUAUGUUAUCGGAGUAAAUUUUAAAGAUUUGA